Molecule: messenger RNA, 1573 nt
Organism: Quercus lobata
Lineage: Eukaryota; Viridiplantae; Streptophyta; Magnoliopsida; Fagales; Fagaceae
Product: aspartyl protease family protein At5g10770-like
Exons: 3
Coding region: 65-1501 (478 amino acids)
Biological process (GO): proteolysis
Molecular function (GO): aspartic-type endopeptidase activity
Source: RefSeq, a predicted model, not a curated record
UACCAGGCCAAGCCCCUAUAAAUGGUACUGAAGGAGUACAAGGUUUUGAGUGAAAGGCUAAAUCAUGGCUUGUCGCAUCUCCCCCUUCCUUACAUGCAUACUCUAUAGUUUCUCUGCUUUUCUAUGCCUUUAUGCCCAUGAAGUUAGAAAAUCUACAGAAAGCUACCACCUUCAUCAUACUCAUACUGUUCAAGUCAGCUCUCUAUUACCAUCAACUACUUGCAGUGCUUCUACCAAAGGUCCAAACAGGGAGGCCUCCUUAACGGUGAAACACAAAUAUGGCCCAUGCUUUCAAAGCAACAAAGACCAAUUACAAGUUCUUAAUCACACUGAAAUCCUCCUUCAAGACCAAUCCAGGGUGAACUCAAUCCAUUCCAUGUUUUCUAAGAACUCAGAUGGCAACAAAUUAGAAGAAUCUCAGGCCACCACCCUUCCAGCUAACUCUGGUCUCACCAUCGGCACGGGUAACUACAUUGUCACCGUGGGCCUUGGCACUCCCAAAACAGAUCAAACACUUGCAUUUGACACUGGUAGUGACCUCACUUGGGCACAGUGUGAACCAUGCGCAAAACAGUGCUAUAACCAAAAAGACCCAAUCUUUGAUCCAUCGAAAUCUACAUCCUACACCAACAUUUCAUGUCCUACACCCUUGUGCUCCCAACUCACUUCUGCCACAGGAAGCCCACAGCAAUGCUCCGACCCAAAGUGCUCAUACCGUGUACGCUAUGGGGAUGGUUCAUUUACAAUUGGAUACUUCAGCAAAGAAAGGCUAACCAUAACAUCAGACGUGGUGGACAAUUUUAUAUUCGGUUGUGGCCAAGACAAUGAAGGCCUCUUCGAAGACAUUGCCGGGUUGCUAGGUCUCGGCCGCGGGCAAGUUUCUCUUGUGCAACAAGCAGCUCAAAAGUACAGUCAGUUUUUCUCUUAUUGUCUACCAUCCACAACUAGCUCAACGGGAUACCUUACUUUGGGAAAAGGAAAUGAAGUCUCGAGUUCCCUGAAGUUCACACCUAUGUUAACACUUUCUCAAGGGCCAUCAUUCUACGGCCUCAACUUGAUUGGAAUAAGUGUGGGUGGACAAAGGUUAUCGAUUCCCACAUCGGUUUUUUCGACCGUGGGUACUAUCAUUGACUCUGGGACGGUCAUUACACGUUUGCCACCUACAGCCUAUGAUGCAUUACGAACGAAAUUUCGUGACAUGAUGCGUAAUUAUCAAAUGACAAGCGCAAGUUCUCCAUUCGAUACAUGCUAUGACCUUAGCAAGAGCCAGUCUGUUUCAGUUCCAAGCAUAAGCUUUUUUUUCGAUGGUGAUGUGAGCGUGGAUUUGGACAAAGUGGGAAUACUUGUCAUGUUGAGCCAAACGGAAGCUUGUUUGGCCUUUGCUGGAAAUAGUAAUCCAAGCAACAUUGCCAUUUUCGGGAAUGAACAACAGAAAGGAUUAGAGGUGGUAUAUGAUGUUGUUGGAGGGAGGAUUGGGUUUCGUCCUGGUGGUUGUAGCUAAUGGAGUGAUAGUAAUAUAAUAAAGUGAGCGAGUAACAGAUCUACGUAAAAUCCUUUUCAGGAUUAGUGAUUU